This is a messenger RNA of Monopterus albus (swamp eel), 1625 nucleotides long. It is a transcript of the gene mettl8, whose product is annotated as methyltransferase 8, methylcytidine. The coding region runs from base 98 to 1264 and encodes 388 amino acids. The transcript is spliced from 10 exons. The record is from RefSeq and is a predicted model, not a curated record. Lineage: Eukaryota; Metazoa; Chordata; Actinopteri; Synbranchiformes; Synbranchidae. Gene Ontology annotation, molecular function: tRNA (cytidine-N3)-methyltransferase activity.
CAUCAGGGGGUGGCACUUGUUUCUGUAAGAGGAUCGUCUGGUAGCAUGUCAAUAGACGAUAAGCCGAGGUAACACACCACCGUAGUGACCAGAUUAAAUGUAUACACUGCGGUGCCUCUCUGUAGCCACAUGGGCUAAAGUUUUCAGCAGAUUGCCCACAAGACUGAAGAGCACCGGAGGAAGACCUUCAGCUCCACUGGGAUCACGGUUUCUCACCGAUCCUGAUGACAUCUUUAAGCACAACAUGUGGGAUCAUGUACAGUGGACAGAAGAGUACAAAGAGAAUGCACGGCAGAAGGCAGAAGAAAAUUUCUGUGUACAUAUUCCUUUAAAGGAACAAGUUAAAUUUGACACAGAAGCUUUCCAGUACUGGGACAAGUUUUAUGAGAUGCACCAGAAUAAGUUCUUCAAAGAUCGCGAGUGGCUGUUUUUAGAAUUUCCAGAACUGCUUCCUUCAAGUGCAAAAAGUCAAGUCACCAACAAGUGUCGAGGUGAUAAGCAGGCAGAAAUCCUGCCACGUAGUGGAUCCAGAAGGGACACAGAGACGCAGCACCAUCAACACAAUGGUGCCACUCAUCCUCACAGAAAUACAGACAACUGUGAAGGAACAGCUCGAGAAAAUAAUGACGAAGCCAUACAGACUUGUACUUUCCCUGGACAACAUGCAUCUUUCAGGAUCUUGGAGGUUGGAUGUGGGGUUGGUAACAGUGUAUUUCCCAUUGUUAAUUCCAUAAAGGAAACAGAUGCAUUUCUGUAUUGUUGUGACUUCUCCCCUCGUGCCAUUCAGCUGGUCAAGGACCAUCCAGACUAUGAUGACUCUGUGUGUCAUGCCUUUGUCCAUGACAUUCGUGAGGAGUUGGCCUCGUUUCCCUUCCCUCCUCAGAGCCUGGAUGUUAUUCUGGCAGUCUUUGUGUUCUCCUCCAUUCAUCCAGAGCGAAUACAGGGAGUUGUGAACCGACUAUCGACAUUUUUGAAACAUGGAGGUACAUUCCUCUUCCGUGAUUAUGGGAGAUAUGACUUCACACAGCUGAGGUUUAAGAAGGGACGGUGCUUAUCUGAGAAUUUCUACACACGUGGAGAUGGAACCUGUGUUUAUUUUUUCACAAAAGAAGAGGUUCAUGAUUUAUUUUCUAAAGCUGGACUGGAAGAAAUUCAGAAUCUGGAGGACAGACGGCUACAAGUGAACAGGAAAAAGAAAGUUGUAAUGCACCGGGUUUGGAUGCAAAGCAAGUACUGGAAAUCAUAUCCACCGUCACCAUCUUAACGCCUCAAUAAGUAGCCUACAGCCUCAUUUGGACCUAUAUGCCUUUUUAUAUAUUCUAUAUUAUUCAUUCUUUUUUUUCUCUUUUUGUUUGUUUGUUUGGGUAAAAAAACUGUGUAGGUGUACAACAAAACUGUGAAAUGACCUUGUAAAACAUAUUGUCAAACAUAACUGUUGCAUUGGGUUUUUAUGCACUGUAGAGCACCGUGUUAAUAUUGGGAGAAUUUAUUCAGGACAGGUUCACAGGGACAAACAAUUCAAGAUGCAUUAGGCUUUAAAAAUGUAAAACUUUGAUAAUAAUUGAAAUUAAAUUAAUGGUUCUAUUUUUUUAUUUUUUUGUUGUUAGGCCACACUAAGCCCAUUU